Triplophysa rosa is the source of this 2881-nucleotide messenger RNA. RefSeq names its product MALT paracaspase 1 (gene malt1). Gene Ontology annotation, biological process: proteolysis. Lineage: Eukaryota; Metazoa; Chordata; Actinopteri; Cypriniformes; Nemacheilidae. Gene Ontology annotation, molecular function: cysteine-type endopeptidase activity. The record is from RefSeq and is a predicted model, not a curated record. The transcript is spliced from 18 exons. The coding region runs from base 167 to 2635 and encodes 822 amino acids.
UUUCUAAUGCAUCUGCCAGGAUUAAUGUCGCUUAAUGUACUUUAUUUCGACCUGAUGUGAUCUGCGGUAACGUUAGGUUGUGACGUACUAUGUGUUUGUGCUGGUGAUAUCAUUACUUUCGGGUGAAGCAGUCAGUGUGUCAGCUGGCGCCCGUCAGUCACCCAUCAUGUCAGAUAUGAACGACAACUCUCUAAAUAUCAACUUAUUAAAGGAAUCGGUGUUAAAGAGGCUCUGCGAGACCCUCGACAAGGCCAACAACAAAGGAUGGAGAAAACUGGGGGAGAUCGUGAAAAAUGACAAGCGAUUUAAAAUGAGUGUGGAUGAUAUGGACAUGUGCUCUCUGAAGGUUUUGGAGGUGGAUGGCAGUCCGUCCCGUGUGAUGCUCAAGCACAUGGGAGAUCAAGGCUGUGUGUUGGGUGAUCUCAUGGGGUUUCUACAGAUUAUGGGUCAUACGGACGCCCUUCAGUGUCUCAAACCUUCAGGUAUUCAAAUCCUUGUCCACCCGCAGUCGGUGGCGGUCAUUGCCGGACACAACCUCCGUCUCAGCUGUUACGCUGUCGGCUCUUCACACGUGCAAUUCCAAUGGUUUAGAAAAACAGAGGAGGUACCUCAUAGCUCCUCCCCUGAUCUGGUGUUCAGUCCGGUUCAGCUCAAAGACGCGGGGUUUUACAUCUGUAGAGUCAACUGUGGAAACUCAUGUGAGUUCAGUCACUGGGCCCAAGUAGACGUCCUUGAUGUUCCACCAAGAUAUGGUUUAGUAUCUCUGCCAUCGGAGGGCAGGCCAAGGGUUCUCAUUCAGCCUCAACCUCAAAGGCUUCUGGUGGGAGAUUCGCUCUUUCUGGAGUGUGGCGCUAUUGGCAGACCCCUACCACAAUAUCAAUGGUACAGAAAUGGAGCGCCAAUCAAAAAAGCCACCAAGAGGAAAUACAACGUUCAGUAUUUGACGGCAGAGCACCAGGGGAGAUAUCGCUGUGAGAUCUGUUGCAGCAGUGAACGUACAUGGAGCAAUGAAGUUGACGUUAUUAUCGAAAGUCCUUGCCAUUCUGAAAUGAAACAGCCACAGAUAGCGAUUCAUAUCUCAGAAGCGACGGAAUGCUCUGAAGACGAUUUUUUGACCAACGACCAGUAUUACAGUCUUGAAAAACCUUACGCUACGGACAAAGUGGCUCUUCUGAUGGGUAACCUCACAUAUCGAAACCAUCCACAGCUGAAGGCUCCGAUGGUGGACGUGUAUGACCUCACCAAUCUGCUGCGUCAGCUGAACUUUAAAGUGGUGUCGCUGCUGGAUCUGACGGAGUCUGAGAUGAGGAACGCUGUGGAGGAGUUCCUGUCUCUGCUUCAUAAAGGAGUCUAUGGUCUGUUGUAUUACGCCGGACACGGUUACGAAAACUUCGGGCACAGUUUCAUGGUGCCUGUGGACGCCCCGAAUCCGUACCAUUCUGCCAACUGCCUCUGUGUCCAGAGCAUCCUGAAACUGAUGCAGGAGAAAGAAACCGGACUCAACGUUUUCCUCCUGGAUAUGUGCAGGAAAAGAAAUUUUCACGAUGACGUCAUGCCAAACGUCAUGCUCAAGGUCACUGCCAAUAUUGUGUUUGGAUAUGCAACGUGCCAAGACGCUGAAGCUUUUGAAUUGAGUUCCAGUGGAUUCACCAAUGGAGUGUUUAUCAAAUUCCUGAAGGGACGCCUCCUAGAGGACCAAAAGAUAACUGUUCUUCUGGACAGAGUGGCUGAAGAUAUGGGUCAGUUUGACCCCACAAAGGGUAAACAGGCUCUGGAGAUCCGCAGCAGUCUGUCAGAGAGACGCUCCCUCGCCGAUUCUAUCUGUCCUGGAGAAUAUUCCCACCCGGGUCAGGCACACGAUCUGCACUGGAUUAAAGCACACGAACUUCCAGAGAGUAAAGUUUUGGAUUAUGAUUGUGGCGUUCAGAUUAAAAUGGAUUUUGCUGCCGAGUUCUCCAACGUGCUGGUCAUCUACACCAGCAUUGUGAACAAGCCCGAGGAGAUGCUGUCGUGUCAGGCGCACAUAACUAACCUCCCGCUGGAGCUGGAUGUAGAUCCCAAGCUGAUGAAUAAGGAGACUGUUGAGGCGACGGGAAGCUUUUUAUUAUCAGGCAGUCUUCCACAGCACUGUCUCUACACCCGACUCGGCUCAAUACAGAAGCUCAGGGACGACCUCGCAUUCACGGUUUGUCUCCAAGUCCAGUUUAAAUCCCUGGAAGACGUGGUCCAGUGGAACAUGGACGUUAACAUCGGCAAGCCCCUCACUGCCAAACUGGAUCUGAAUCGACCCGCUCGGAAGAACAGCUGCCAGCAGACGUGUCUGAUGCCCCACAGCCCCUCGACCAGCCCGAGCCACAGCCCCGCGUCUGACCGCCGCUUCCACAGCCCGAGCCUCUGUUCCCCUCAGCAUCGCGCCAACCCAUAUCUCAACGUCUGCGAGCCUCUGUUCGGGGCUGCGGGGGGUCACGGGUACCACUUGGGCGUUCCAACGCAUGGGGAUCAUACAUAUAUGUGCGAGAAUGUGCCAAGUUCACCUUUGACCCCGCAGAGUAUUCCUAUCGAGACCACUGACGACAUGGAGGACAUGCAGAAUGACUUCAUGAGUAGUUUGCAGUUCUACAAUCGUCCCUGUUGAUGUAGGCGAGGCUGAAGAUCGACAGUUUUAAAGUGUUUCCAUUCUUGGCAUCAAAGCAAAACUGAUGCUUUAAAUAACAUGGACCACCUAUUUUUGUUAGUUUGUUGUUGUUGUUGUUGUGAAAUUCUUUAAUGUAUCACCUCAUCGUAUACUGACAAACACAUUCUUAUAACAGACAUCAAAUUUGAGGACAGACAUUUAUAAAAAUAAAUAACCUUUAUUUUUCAAAUAAAUAAUCCAUAAAAC